Molecule: messenger RNA, 2093 nt
Organism: Linepithema humile (Argentine ant)
Lineage: Eukaryota; Metazoa; Arthropoda; Insecta; Hymenoptera; Formicidae
Gene: CCT4
Product: chaperonin containing TCP1 subunit 4
Biological process (GO): protein folding
Cellular component (GO): chaperonin-containing T-complex
Molecular function (GO): ATP hydrolysis activity; ATP-dependent protein folding chaperone; ATP binding
Source: RefSeq, a predicted model, not a curated record
AAAACCCGGCUCCUCUAACAACGCUGAUGUGCUUCAUCUUCAGCGAGCAUUUGUAUCACGCGAACAUUUUCCUGUUGGGUGUGAAAUAAUCGCGACUUGAUAUUGUGUGAAUUGACUGCUAAACUAGUCAAAAAAGGCAGCGUCGUUUUUUUUUCUUAUACAAGAAUCAUAAUAAUUCAACAUGACGAAAAACCUGACAAGGAAGCCUAUGGAGAUCAGCGAAAGCCGCGGAGCUCAUGGACAAGCCUAUAAGGAUAAAAGCAAACCCAUGGAUAUUCGCAGCAGCAAUAUCAAUGCUGCUAAAGCUGUUAGCGAUGCGAUACGCACGAGUCUUGGACCUAGAGGAAUGGAUAAGAUGAUUCAAGCUAGUAAUGGGGAGGUUACUAUUACAAAUGAUGGUGCUACUAUCCUGAAAGAGAUGAAUGUAAUACAUCCUGCUGCAAAAAUGCUCGUUGAAUUGUCUAAGGCUCAGGAUAUAGAGGCUGGUGAUGGUACUACGAGCGUCGUUGUAAUAGGUGGUUCACUCUUGGAAGUAGCAGAACGCUUAUUGCAGAAAGGUAUUCAUCCUACUUUGAUCAGUGACGCUUUCCAAAAAGCAGCGUCCAAAGCAGUAUCAAUCUUGAUGAAUAUGUCCAUACCUGUCGAUCUAACAGACAAAGAAUCUCUUAUAAAGGUUGCAGCGACAUCAUUGAAUUCCAAGGUUGUACAUCAACAAUCUAGUCUUCUUGCGCCACUUGCUGUGGACGCAGUAUUAAAAGUUACAGAAGAAGGAAGGGAAGUGUCAGUUGACUUAAAUGAUAUUAAAGUAAUAAAGAAGUUAGGAGGCACCGUUGAAGAUACUGAAUUAGUGGAUGGAUUGAUAUUCACGCAGAAGUCUUGUAACAUCAAUGGCCCAAGACGUAUUGAAAAAGCGAAAAUUGGAUUAAUCCAAUUUUGCAUUUCGCCGCCAAAAACUGAUAUGGAUCACAACGUCGUUGUGUCUGACUAUGCAGCCAUGGAUCGUGUCCUAAAAGAAGAACGGGCUUACAUAUUGAACAUCGUAAAGCAGAUCAAGAAAACUGGUUGCAAUGUACUUCUUGUGCAAAAGUCUAUCUUGCGUGACUCCAUUAGCGAUCUCGCAAUUCAUUUCUUAGAUAAAAUCAAAGUCAUGGUCAUAAAAGACGUGGAACGCGAGGAUAUUCCUUUCGUAUGUAAGACGCUAGGUUGCAGGCCAAUUGCGUCGCUGGAUCACUUUGUGGCUGAAAACCUCGUCAAUGCAGAGCUCUGCGAAGAAGUUCAAACUGGCAACUCGAAGUUUGUUAAGAUCACAGGAAUUCAAAACCACGGAAAAACAGUCACAGUUCUUGUACGUGGUAGCAACAAAUUAGUUUUGGAAGAAGCUGGACGAUCCUUGCACGAUGCGUUGUGCGUCAUUCGGUGUUUGGUUAAGCAGAGAGCAUUGAUUGCUGGUGGCGGUGCACCAGAGAUUGAAUUGGCAUUGAAAUUGGCGGAGUACGCAGUAACUUUAGGUGGAAUUGAUGCCUACUGCAUCAAGGCCUUUGCAAAUGCACUUGAAGUAAUUCCUUCGACGUUAGCUGAAAAUGCUGGUUUAAAUCCAAUAGCUACAGUAACCGAACUCCGUAAUCGACAUGUGAAAGGUGAAAUAACAGCUGGAAUUAACGUCCGGAAAGGCGCCAUCACUAACAUGCUGGAGGAGAAUGUGAUUCAACCAUUGUUGGUUUCCACCAGCUCGAUUACUCUUGCUUCUGAGACCGUACGCAGUAUACUGAAAAUUGACGACAUUGUCAAUACAAAUCAAUAAAUUUACGAAAUACAGUUGUGCAAAGUGGAUUCCAUGUUUGCAUAGUAAAAUUUCAUCACAUUUGUUUGAAGUUGCAAAAGCCUAUUCAUUAACAAUCACAAUGUAUGCUUUUUUUUAAAGCUUUAUACAUAAUGUAAUAUUUUUAAACACGUUAAUACUGAGAAUAAUAAAAAAACAAAGUAUAAAACAUCUUAGAAAUUUGUAUUUAUUUUGAUAUAAAAUAGAUGUAAUAGUACUAUAUACUAUUAUAUAUGUAUAUUAAUAGUAUUCUAUACCAAUAAAAUAGAUGCAA